Molecule: messenger RNA, 1596 nt
Organism: Plasmopara halstedii
Lineage: Eukaryota; Oomycota; Peronosporomycetes; Peronosporales; Peronosporaceae
Product: poly polymerase beta
Exons: 8
Coding region: 1-1596 (531 amino acids)
Cellular component (GO): nucleus
Molecular function (GO): poly(A) RNA polymerase activity; RNA binding
Source: RefSeq, a predicted model, not a curated record
AUGACGACGCCGCUCUCAACAGCGGGGCCCUCAGAGGAGGAUGAGCGCAUGAACGACGAGUUACUGCAGACACUGCGGUCUUUCGGACUGUACGAGAGCGAAGAGCAAUUGGCACGACGUGAGCAGGUUCUGAACAAACUGCACCGCAUAGUGCAGAAAUAUGCGCAAAACGAAGGAAAAGCAAUUUAUAGUGAAGCUGAGGCAUGUCUUAAGCAUGUGCGGCUGCGUACGUUUGGCUCCUGUCGACUCGGUGUGCAGAGCUGCGACGCUGACAUCGACACAUUAUGUGUUGCGCCAAGACAUUGUUCGCGUGAAAGUUUUUUCAAAAAGGUGCCUAUUCUGUUGGAAGCAGAGCCAAAAGUUACAAAGCUACGCGUGAUUAGCGACGCAUUCGUGCCAGUGAUUAAGAUGCAUGUGGACGGAAUUCCAGUAGACUUGUUGUUUGUAUCCUUGAAUCUUGACUCAAUAUCAGAGAAUCUUGAUAUGCUGGAUGACCAACUACUUCGAGGAAUCGACGAGGCCGCGGUACGAAGCUGCAAUGGUGUUCGCGUAACAGAGCGAAUUUUGCAACUUGUACCCAAUCAGGAACGAUUUCGAACGACGUUGAUUGCUAUUAAACAUUGGGCUCGGGUUCGAGGCGUUUACUCCAACGUAUUGGGCUUUCUUGGUGGCGUCAACUGGGCUAUUUUGGUGGCACGUAUCUGCCAGUUUUACCCGAAUUCGUUACCUGCAACGUUGCUGUUGCGCUUCUUUAGAAUUUAUCAAAUGUGGACUUGGCCAAAUCCAAUUAUGCUUGCUCGGGUCGACAAUCCAUUAAAUUUGGAAUUCUCGGGCUGGAAUCCUAAGUUUAACGUGCGUGAUAGAUCACAUAUAAUGCCGAUCAUCACACCGGCAUAUCCUAUGUUAAACUCGUCAUUUAAUGUGAUGGCGUCAACUCUUCGCAUACUUAAGGCUGAGUUCGAAAAGGGAUUUCAGCGGACGCUUGAGAUUGAAAAUAAGAAGUACUCGUGGGCAAAGCUGUUCAUGGCUCCAAAGUUUUUUCAAAGAUCAAAACAUUUUCUUCGUGUCCAAAUCACAGCAACAAAUGCUAUAGACUUUGACGGCUGGUUUGGCUGGGUCGAGUCAAAAUUGCGGCAUUUCUUUCUCCGGUUGGAAGCGAUCCCUGGCGUCAUAAUCCAUCCGUUUGCUCGCUUCUUCGAUUUCAUUGAUACCAAAGGUGGAAGUUUAGAGCAUCCUUCAAAGAUCGAAGUUUAUACCUCGUGGCUAUUUAUUGGAUUGAAAUUUCCCGCUCCUAUAACAGUAUCGACUACUGAUGCGUCUCACACUGUGGAUUUUACUAGCGUGAUUCAAGUCUUUGCGUUAUACGCAGACCAGUGGGGUGGUCGUCAUGGGGAGAUGGACUUGCAAAUCAAUCAUGUUACACGGGCGCAGAUUCCCAUGUGGGUACUUGAGUCUGCACACAAUGGGGUAGACAACCACAAACACUUAAGUAAACAGUCGCAAUGUAAAAAGCGCGAGUGCGAUGAUGUCACAAAUGGUGUGAGUGAGAUGGCUGCUGGUGCGCCUAGCUCAUCAAAAAAGAACAAAGGUACGUAG